AUGACGAGUUUCGCAAAUUCAUUCUGGUCGUCGGACCAGAGUUAUGCAGGAGGCAUGCUCGUUCAACCUGUUUGUUUGGGAGUCCUCUUUGGCAAGCUCCAGCAGGGCGUGCAAGAGAACCAGCAGGUCCUGACGAUUGCGCGCAUGCGAGCUGAAGCUGAGGAUCUCUAUGGUCAACGUCUGGGCGACAUCGAUGCAGCUACCAUGAAGGUUGAAGGAGGCUUCCAGAAAGACGAUGGCGCCAGUGUUAAGAAGGCCUUCGAAGGAAUGCGCUCCGAGAUGAGUGAAGCGGCCAAAAACCACCGCAAGAUAGCAUCGAACAUUCGCGAGCUCGUCGUGAGCCCUUUCGCUCGUUGGUGUGACGCCCACGCUGCCCGAGUUCAGAACUCUCAGGACGACCUACAAGCCCGUAUCAAAGCCCACGAUCGCCAGGCCGACCACGUUCGUACAUACCGCAGCCAGUACUACAACAAAUGCCGUCGUGUCGAGGAUCUGGACGAAGAAGAGAAGCUGGCCUUCCAAGACCCUCAGAGCGAGGCUGCUCAAAGCCCCAAGCCCGCAUCGCAAAUCCCAGUCGUCAAGCUCUCGGAGCCCGAGGAAGAAGAUGAACCUGAACCCAUCGACAUUGGUGAUGUUACGUACACUCCCGAACAAGUCAAGAAGAUUCUCAACCACAUGCUCGAGACCAUCAAGCUCGGCGAAGCCAAGGUCCCAAUCCUCGGCACAUAUCACAACGUCUCGACAGGAGCCGACAUCACCGACUACAUCCAAAAGCACAUGAAUGGCACCAGCGUCAGUUAUGCCGAGCGCAUUGGUCAGGACAUGGUCGGUCAUGGCUUUUUGCGACUGGUUGGCAAUGUUGGAAGCACUUUCGCAAACAGCAGUCGUAUGAACUACCAGUGGCGUCCCAAGGUAUUCCAGAUCACUGGUCUCCCCGAAAGACGAGGCAUGGGCAGAUCUGCCACCGUUUCCUCGGUUAGCUCGAUCCCAGACUCACCUGUUGGUGCCGUCGGCGAACUCUUCUCCGGGUGGAACCCUCUGAGCAAUGCUCACCCUGGAGAGACUCCCGCGGCCAAGUUGCGCAGAGAAGCUCGCGAGGCUGAUGAACGCUACAAGGGAGCUGUGAGAAAGCUCGAUACCCUUCGUUGCAACCUCGAGGAGGCUAUGGUCGACCACCUCAAGUUCAUGGAGCGUUGCGAGCUCGAUCGUCUUAAGGCCAUCAAGAGUGUAAUCCUGGACUUUUCUGGCGCCAUCAGCAACGUCAUUCCUAGCUUGCAAAGCACCGUCGACAACAUGAUGCUUUUCCAGGAAACAGUUCAACCGCUGGGCGAUUUGCGCUAUCUCUUGGAGAACUACAGGACUGGCCCGUUCGUGCCCAAGGUUACCAUUUACGAGAACUACUACAACAAUGUAGAUGAGCAAACCUUUGGUAUUGAUAUCGAAGCUCGCGCUCGUGCUGACAGGAAGCGCGUCCCUCUCAUUGUCACCACAUUGCUUACUUUCCUGGAUAACCACUAUCCUGAACUCGAAGGAGACGAGGCUCGUCGCAGCAUUUGGCUUGUCGACGUUCCUUUGGCUGCCACUCACCAUCUGCGAAACAUUCUCAACACUGGCAAAGAUACAGUUUCUCAGGAUACUCUGGACCGCUACGAGAUACCGAUCGUCGCCUCUGUUUUGAAACUCUACCUGCUCGAGCUUCCCGAUUCUCUGGUCUCAGCACAUGUCUAUGAGAUUAUCAAGACAAUUUAUACGAGCACCGCACCAAACACCUCUGAGAGCGCCCGUAUCUCCGUUAUUCAGAGCACGCUCGGUCAACUCAGACUCGCCAAUAUUGCCACUUUGGAUGCCAUCACAACACACUUUACACGUUUGAUUGAGUUGACAUCGGCCGAAGAAGGAUACAUUUCUGCUCUUUCGACCACGCUUGCUCCCUGCAUUCUUCGUCCCAAACAAGGAAAUACCUUGUCAUUGAACGAGAAGUUCAACUACAGACUCGUGCGCGAUCUUUUUGCUCACAAGGAUACUAUCUUUGGAGAGCUUAAACGCCAAUCUUCAUUGACGCAUACCAACUCUGGCGCAUCGAGGCCUCGCGCUAUCAGUACCGACGAGAGCAGGCGUCGUGAACAUAUGGAAGAACGCCAAAGAGCCAUCAUUGCUGCUGCUGAAACCCGUGGCCGUGCAUCCAGUCCUUUCAAGUCCACCUUUGGUGGCCCUCUUGGGUCCAUGCACAAGAGAGAGCGCAGCACAGGUGCAGCAGAGACACGAUUCCCUGUAACUCCUUCCGCGGCAAGCACUCCCACCGAUGCGCGUAACCUGAACCGUGGCAGUCUAGAGGUGCCCAGCUCGCCAACCCGCGCUCCCGUCUUGCUGCAGUCGCCACCAAAAGGCAACGGAAGAACCGACUCAUUGCCAUCCUCUUCCGACUCGGCAGCUGCAGGGGAUUUCGCAGCUCCGGUGACUCGUCAACGUAGCGACACUACAAACUCUGUGAUUAUGACCCCUGGUGCUCAGACCGAAGCUCCUGACUAUCUCGCCCAUGCUCAAGAGCAGCAGCAAGAAGAAGACGCUGGUAGCGAAGCUGAGUCUGCUGCACACGAGUCAAACUCUGCUAUCCCUGCCAGCCGCCAAUCCGUGGAGGUUGAGAAGCGCAAUUCUCUGAACCGAUCGAUGGGACGGGUUGCUCGUAAGGGCACUGCAAGUAGCCUGUCGCGACACAGUCUGAUUGGCAAGCGAGAGAGUGUCGGUAGUGUAGGCACUUCAUCGUCUGGUGCCGCUGCCGCACCUUCCACCGACUUUGUUGACAGCCCUGUUGAUGUCGCUGAGCGCGCAGAAGAAGAGGCACUGGCUCACCGCGGCGUCGAACUCGUUGACAAGCCGAUGGAUGAUGAUUAG
Aureobasidium pullulans EXF-150 is the source of this 2892-nucleotide messenger RNA. RefSeq lists its product as uncharacterized. Gene Ontology annotation, molecular function: GTPase activator activity. NCBI's taxonomy places the organism in Eukaryota, Fungi, Ascomycota, Dothideomycetes, Dothideales, Saccotheciaceae. Gene Ontology annotation, biological process: small GTPase-mediated signal transduction; cytoskeleton organization. Gene Ontology annotation, cellular component: division septum; cell division site; cytoplasm. The record is from RefSeq and is a predicted model, not a curated record. Bases 1 to 2892 code for a protein of 963 amino acids. The transcript has 3 exons.